UUUUCUUACUUAGAAGUCCGGUUGGUUGGAGGUUCUCGCUGCUCUGGGAGGUUAGAGAUACUUCAUGAUCAGACGUGGAUGUCAGUGUGUGACGCUGCCUUUGACCAGCAGGAUGCAGAGGUUGUGUGUAGAGAGCUGGACUGUGGGGCUCCUGUACAGGUGCUGGGAGCAGCUGCUUUUGGGAAAGGAGAUGCUCAGAUGUGGACACAAGAGAUUCAGUGUAGAGGAAAUGAGUCUCAGAUUCACCUUUGUCCAACAUCACCAUCACAUGAAAAAAACUGUUCUCAUGACAGUCAUGUUGGACUGGCUUGUGCAGGCAAUGUUAGAGUGAGGUUGGUUGGUGGUCACAGUCGCUGUGCUGGUAGAGUGGAGGUUCAUCAUAGAGGUCAGUGGGGAACAGUGUGUGAUCAUGACUGGGAUUUGGCCGAUGCUGCAGUGGUGUGUAGAGAACUGGACUGUGGAGAACCUGUAGAUGCUCUGGGUGGUGCUCACUUUGGACAAGGAUCAGGACCAAUCUGGGAUGAUCUUAUGUUAUGUACUGGAUCAGAAUUUUCACUGAAAAUUUGUGCAUCAGUAAAAACGACUUUUCAAAGCUGUGAUCAUACUAACGAUGCAGGAGUCAUCUGCUCAG
This is a messenger RNA of Labeo rohita (rohu), 631 nucleotides long. Its product is annotated as scavenger receptor cysteine-rich type 1 protein M130-like. NCBI's taxonomy places the organism in Eukaryota, Metazoa, Chordata, Actinopteri, Cypriniformes, Cyprinidae. The transcript has 3 exons. The annotation marks the transcript as partial. The record is from RefSeq and is a predicted model, not a curated record. Gene Ontology annotation, cellular component: membrane.